CUUAGGCGGAGAACGAAGAAAUUCGUAGUCGCGUGCAAAUUUUCUGUCCAACUUAUUCGAAGCUACAUGGAUUACUGAUGGAUGCAGCUCAUUCGCCAAUCUCCCGGCGAAGGAGUCCGCCUCAUGUCGUCUUUUUGGUUGACACACAAUUGACUGAAAAUAGCAACCUUUCAUACGAACAGCAAGCAAUCGACAUCCGGUUCGGCAUUCUCCGCGUUCUAUUGUACUUUUAUACUUGCAUUGACCGUAGAAUGACUUGGGGAUACCAGUUUUUCGAUUCCGAAAACAGUAGCAGUACAUUGAGGUUACAGAAUCACUUUCAAGAGUUGAGUAUAUCUGCACUGGAUGCAUUCUUCAAUGCCUUUACUUCCGAGCUUGAAAUAUCAGUUUCCAAACAACGGGACAAGCUUUCCAGCACACCUGAUGACGAGUCACCCUUUGCGAGACUAAAGCAAGCCUUAGCUCAAGCACUUUCCGAUUUUCAAUGGAAAGAUAUUGAUAUUGCAUACCUUGCAUCUCCUGGCCGACUGAGAAGAACACCACGAUCGAUGCGGCAAAUGAGGAACGGUCCAUUAGAGACAAGAAAUCACAUUUAUGUCAUAUCUUCCAUACCACAAACGUAUUCUGAUCUUAUGUGGUAUUUCCAUGGGCGUAGUGAGACAGCUGUUCAAACCCAUUUGACAAGAGAGGGUGACAAAAUGAAGAUCGUCAAACUAAUGGAUAACGCUGCUAUGGAAAUGAGGAAGACGCUAUGGGAUGGGUUUAUCGAUCAUAGGAUUGCGCUCAAUUGGAUGGACUUGCGGUCGAAUCAGAUAGAAGAUCUCUCAGGUGAAGGCGAGGACAUUCAACUUUUCAUUGGUACCUCAUUCCAAGCAAUUGCCAAAAUUUUUGGAGGCUAUUUGAUACCGUUCUCAUUGCUUCAGCAAGAUAGAGCUGAAAGAUAUGGGUACUCCAUUCAAAGCAUACUGUGCCAUUAUACUUCAAAAACUAUAGACACGUCCAGCCAAUUCGCACGCAAUAGAAAAGGAACAGGAAACAUAACGAAACCUAGUCUGUACGAUAUAACGCAGGGUAUACAAGCGGUACGAAAUGUAGCAUGGACAGGAGAUCUCAUUCUUAACGAGGAACUAUUGACGCAAGGUGUAUCGAAAAUUAAUUUGCUUGUACAUAAUUUACUACGACCACAGCUGUCGAAUGCGUUAAUCGAGAUGGCUGGUUCAGAAAAAGACAGUGUAGUGUCAAUGGAAAAGCGUCUACAAAAUAUUACGUCUAUGAAAGGGUUUUUAUUGCUGCCGGCAGCAUAUAUACCAGUCAAAUGGCAACUGAGCGAUAGCGACAAAACAGCAAUACCUACCGGGAUCAACGAGCAUUUUCUUUGUACAUUUAAUCACAACGGAGACAGGCGUGCGCUCAGUGAAUUUGAAACACUGAUUUCGACAAUGAAUCAAAGCAACCAAGUUCUCAUAGUUCGCCUAGAGUUUCAAGAUAUCAAGAUGGAAGGCUUUGAAUAUGCAGUGAUUCAACCCUUGGCUCACCUAUGUGCAACAAUUGGAUUUCUCAAGUGCCAAACGGAAGAACUACUGGCAUUAACCAGAUUUGAUCAAGCUAUAGAAACAGAAACUGGCGAUGAUGGGCAUGGAACAACGAUGUUUGAUCCUUGGGUAUCGACUGGGCUCGAAUUCUUUGGGGACGAAGUGGAUGAGUCCUUGGUCCUCUUUUCCAUAGACACUCACAUGCCAGCAGAGUUGAAAAGCGCUAUUGCAAUUGAGGCAGCCUCCCAAAGCGCUAUGGACGCGACACUGACUAUUGAUUCAUUAUCACUUGCCACUAAUGAAAACGAGAUGGAUGGAAUGGACCUUCCCGAAAUUCUGGAUAGGGUGAUUGAAAUCAAUGAUAAACCAGCCAGUUUAGAGGAAUUUCAGUCGUAUUGGAUUGAGAUGUAUUUGCCAUUUCUAUAUCAAACGUCUAUCGAGCCAGAUAUCAUCGCCGGACGACUUCAGACCUGGGUCAACUAUUUGGAGCAUUCAGUAAAAAUUACGCCUACGGAUAUUUUAAAUGCCCUCAAACUUCUUCCAAUGAGCUUUCAUAGCUUUGAUGCCAAACAUAAGGAAAUUUCGAAUGCUAGCGGAAUCAUCACGGAUGAGCUUGCCCCACAUUUGGUGGAUGACGAAGUGGAUUUCUUGCAAAAUUGGAAGCAAACCCGGCAACUUGAUUCCAAAAGCCUUAGAAUUUUGAAAAUCAAAGAUGCUCAGCUGCAAAUUGUGGUCAUGCUCAAAAUCAUGGAGCUAGAGAAGAGAUUUAUGACUUUAAACAAGAUCGAGUUGCCCAAGCCUCAGAAAAGAAAAACCAAGAAGAAGAAGGCGCAAGGGAAGGAAGACCUCGACCAGCAGCUUGAAUUGUACUUUGAAAGGUUAUGUAUUUGGGACUCUAUGAUGGACACCAGCCAAUCAGCCAACGAUGCAACAACACCAAAGCUACUACAAAAAGGUACCGAUGAUAUCAUUCUCCAUUUGCGCUCUCUAUGCAAAUGUCUCAGCGAUAUCUAUCGACCAAUACUUCCCGACACUAUCGAUAAGCUUUGGUCAAGAUGUGGAGGAGAGGAGGAACUUCUGACAUUCGAAACAGGGCGUAUGGCUUCGUCUGGCUCAGCGACGAAAGCGGCACUAUCUGCGGAAAAGAUUACUAAAUCAAACAAGAAGCUGCCAAUGGAUGUUGAUGCUCGUGUUAAGCUUCUUGAAUCCAGAAUUCGAGGUCCAAGCACUGAAACUGCGGUUACGGACGCUGCGUGGGCUACAAAGAGUGAUAGCAAAAGUGUACCAAAACAAAUGCCAACAUCAUCCAAUAUUAAUCUCUUGUCGGGCAGCCGGAAAGCACCAUCAUCAACCAUCAAUUUGCCCUUCAUGAAAAGAGAGAUUGAAAUGACGAAGAGUCUAAGUUCCUCUUCAAAGACCAAGUCCAAGCCAAGUAACAUGUCCUCUACUCAAUCCAAGGCAAGCGGUUCGCGACGAAAGAUAACUACCCCAAAGAAGAUACCAAUGGCGAUAAUGGAUGGCAGGAAUACAGAAACUGUGGUUUUGCGCAAACGCACAGCAUUAUCACCCACAACGCCAAGAACAAGAGCAGAGCGAGAUUUUGGUUUACGAUUAGCUAGGACGCCAACUAAGAGCCCGUCCUUUGUGCCGAUGACUGCUAAACGAUCUACAGAUGGCAUAGAUGGGCCUGUAAUAUCAUCUCCACGGAAGCUCAUGCGUACACUUACUGGAAGUAGAUCACCAACUGCUCAGCGACACCGAACAUCUCUACCGAUAUCUCGCAUUCGCCUGAGUCCUAGUUCACCAUCGCACAAUAGGAUCAAGCAAACAAAGCCGGCUGAUCUUACUGAAAUUGCACCGAAGAGAGACCUGUUCACAUCCUUUUUGCAAGCCUCCGCGCAUUCAAAUGACAAAGAUGAAGCUUAGUAGAACAUUGAAUACACCGCAAGUACAUCAGGUUUCCACUUUCACAGAUUGCUGCACUCUUGCAUUGAUGUACAUAUUCACAACAUACACUUGAUUUUGCAUGUAAAGUAAUUGUUUAAAUAUAUUUUUGUAUGCCAUUGCUACCCGAUUGAUAAUAAAGGUAUACGAAAUGCCAUACAACUGAUGUGACCUACAACUUGGAUUUCAACUUGAGUUUUGCGCCGAAACGUUGGAUAUCGUCAACCAACAGCCCAGAUUGCUCCAUCGCAGCAAAAUGCCCUCCC
Molecule: messenger RNA, 3742 nt
Organism: Umbelopsis ramanniana AG
Lineage: Eukaryota; Fungi; Mucoromycota; Umbelopsidomycetes; Umbelopsidales; Umbelopsidaceae
Exons: 10
Coding region: 78-3458 (1126 amino acids)
Biological process (GO): regulation of DNA-templated DNA replication initiation; mitotic G2 DNA damage checkpoint signaling; mitotic DNA replication checkpoint signaling
Cellular component (GO): nucleus
Molecular function (GO): chromatin binding
Source: RefSeq, a predicted model, not a curated record